CGGGACCCGUCCAUUUCUUUGGGGUUUUUCUCCCACUUCACCUGCUCUUUUCCGACAUUCCAAGAUGUUGCUAGUUCUCGCCCUCUGCCAAGCUCUUUCCCAAGCCCUGGCUGCGAGUGGGGGUUCCCACUGGACAUACGAAGGCUCCGACGGGCAGACGCACUGGCCAGAGAGAUAUCCAGACUGCGGCUGGCAGGCUCAGUCACCCCUUGAUAUCCAGACAGACUUGGUCCAGUAUGACCCCUCUCUGCCCCCCAUUGAGCCAGAGGGGUACCGAGACCCUGGGAGCAGCUCCCUGACCCUGAGCAAUAACGGACACACAGUGCAACUCUCCCUCCCCGAGAAGCUGCGCCUGCACGGCCUGCCCAGCAUCUACUCAGCAGUGCAGCUGCACUUCCACUGGGGCAGCAGCAACAGCCGGGCCGGGGGCUCUGAGCACCGCGUGGACGGCCAGGCCUUCCCAGCAGAGGUUCAUGUGGUCCACUUCAACUCAGAGAAAUAUGCCAACCUGAGCGUGGCCAAACACCAACCGGAUGGGCUGGCGGUGCUGGGCAUUUUCCUGGAGGUUGACAGUGUGGAGAAUCCUGCCUACAACCACAUCUUGGACCGUCUGGACAGCAUCCUUUAUGCAGAGCAAGAAAUCACCGUUGCUCCCUUCAGUGUGCGAGAGCUGCUGCCGGCACAUCUGGGCCACUACUACCGCUACAGUGGUUCACUGACAACCCCGCCUUGCUAUCAGAGUGUGUUGUGGACAGUUUUCCACCAGCCAGCCCGCAUCUCUGCUGCUCAGUUGGAGAAGCUGCAGAAGUCGCUUUAUUCUACAAAAGAUGGGAAGACACCCUCAGAGUUGCUGGCCAGGAACUUCCGGGUGCCCCAGUUCUUGAACCGACGCGUGGUCUCCUCAUCCUUUCCCGUGGGGCCGUCUGGAUACUCUGCAGGUGAGAUCAUUGCCAUCAUUGUCGCAGUGCUCUUGGGCUGUCUGGGGGUCUUCCUCGCUGGCUGGAUUUUGGCAAAGAGAACCCGGUGAAUGUGGGACCCCAAUCCCGGUUCCUGCCAAAUUGCAUCGCGGCGCCAGCGUAAGGGAGGCUCCCGCAAGCCGUUCAAAUGAUCCUUUCCCCCACCCCAUUCCUUCCCACGUGGAGUACCAAGAAUGUCAAAACAGAGAAUUUCACUGGAAAAAGGAACACAAUAGGUAUUUAUUAAACUUCCUCCUGACCCAUCGCGA
Messenger RNA from Protobothrops mucrosquamatus (brown spotted pit viper), 1225 nucleotides. It is a transcript of the gene CA14, whose product is annotated as carbonic anhydrase 14. The record is from RefSeq and is a predicted model, not a curated record. Gene Ontology annotation, cellular component: plasma membrane. Gene Ontology annotation, molecular function: zinc ion binding; carbonate dehydratase activity. Lineage: Eukaryota; Metazoa; Chordata; Lepidosauria; Squamata; Viperidae. The transcript is spliced from 10 exons. The coding region runs from base 65 to 1027 and encodes 320 amino acids.